Molecule: messenger RNA, 2334 nt
Organism: Penaeus chinensis
Lineage: Eukaryota; Metazoa; Arthropoda; Malacostraca; Decapoda; Penaeidae
Product: potassium voltage-gated channel protein Shaw-like
Biological process (GO): potassium ion transmembrane transport; protein homooligomerization
Cellular component (GO): neuronal cell body membrane; axon; voltage-gated potassium channel complex
Molecular function (GO): delayed rectifier potassium channel activity; protein binding
Source: RefSeq, a predicted model, not a curated record
GCACUUGCUGCGCGCGGUCGUGUUCGUAGGGGAUCUGGCGUCUCGUUCGUUCACUUUUUCAUCUGUGCGGUUUUACGAUUUUUUGGUUUUCCUCUUUCUGUUCUCGGCUUUUCGCUGGCGUUUAUUCUAGACUUGAAAGAUGUGCUCGUUAAGAGUUGCGUGAACAUGAUUUUCGAGAUACUGUGUGCUGGUGGAAGUUCAAAUACUGUGAAUUGGCUUGAAAAAAGGUUCUGUUAAUUAACACAUCUUCGGACUGUUGAUUCGUGUCAGAUUUUAUAUACGAGACAGAAAAAAAAGUUUUGUUUGAUUCAAUUAUCGAUGAUGAGUGGAAAUUGUUGAAAUAAUAAACACCCUUCAAAUUGAGCCACCAUGAAGCAGCCUUAACCCGCCCUCACCAUACCUCACCAUACCGCACCGACGCUAUGGUGACUCUGAUCUAAGUGGAGGCAGAACAGAGAACAAGGCGCCAUGGAUGGAGAGAACAGAAUCAUCCUGAACGUCGGGGGAAUCAGAUUCGAAACAUACAAAGCGACGCUGAAGAAAAUUCCAGCCACUCGUCUCUCUCGCCUCACGGAAGCUCUGGCCAACUACGACCCGAUUCUCAAUGAGUAUUUUUUCGACCGGCAUCCUGGCGUUUUCGCUCAGAUCCUCAAUUAUUAUAGGACCGGGAAACUCCACUACCCGACCAAUGUAUGUGGCCCUUUGUUCGAGGAGGAGCUCGAAUUCUGGGGCCUCGACUCGAACCAAGUGGAACCCUGCUGCUGGAUGACCUACACGAUUCAUCGGGACACGCAGGCAACGCUGGCGAUACUCGACAAGCUCGACGUGGACACAGAUAAGCCAUCGGACGAAGAAAUAGCCAGGAAAUUCGGUUACGAGGACGAGUACCUGAGUGGAAGACUCAACUGGUGGCAGCGAACAAGACCGAAGAUCUGGUCUCUGUUUGACGAACCCUAUUCCUCGUGGAUGGCCAAGGUGAUUGCCAUCUUAUCCGUUUUCUUUAUCGGCGUGUCCAUCCUGUCCUUUUGCCUUAAGACUCACCCCAAUAUGCGUGUUCCUGUCAUUGUCAACGUGACAGUGAGGGGGGUGUCAAGGAAUGGGUCAAAUAUCACUCACUGGUACCUCAACAAAGACAGGACGGACCCUCACGACGCCUUCUUCUACGUGGAGGCUGCCUGCAACGCGUGGUUCACCUUCGAGAUCCUGAUGCGGUUCGUAGUGACGCCGACCAAGAUUGAGUUCGUCAAAAACACCAUCAACAUCAUCGAUUUUGUUGCUACGCUCAGCUUCUACAUGGAUAUCAUUCUUAAUCAGACGCAGUUUGCUGGAAGAGAGGACAACGCGGGCAAAGCGGCCGAGGUCAUCGAGUUCUUCAGCAUCAUCCGCAUCCUUCGUCUCUUCAAGCUGACAAGACACUCCGGAGGCCUCAAGAUCCUCAUCCACACCUUCAAGGCCUCGGCGAAGGAACUCACUCUCCUCGUGUUCUUCCUCGUACUGGGAAUCGUCAUCUUCGCCAGCCUUGUUUACUACGCGGAGAGGCUGCAGGCCAACCCCCACAACGACUUCAAGAGCAUCCCCGAGGGCCUGUGGUGGGCCAUCGUCACCAUGACCACGGUCGGCUACGGUGACAUGGUGCCCCGGACGUACGUGGGUAUGGUGGUGGGCGCCCUGUGUGCGAUUGCAGGCGUGCUCACCAUCUCGCUGCCCGUGCCCGUCAUCGUCUCCAAUUUCUCCAUGUUCUACAGCCACACGCAGGCGCGUUCAAAAUUACCCAAAAAGCGGCGCCGCGUGUUGCCGGUGGAGCAGCCGCGAAGAGCAGCCCGGCAGCAGCGUUCGGAGGGAGCUCUCAACAGGAGAAUGAACGCGAUCAAACACCACCAUCAGCCAGGCAUUAAGGACAUCCCCAAAGUGACGGGCACGGUGAACGGCUACGGGCAAGUGGCUGGCCUGAAAUCCAUGAGCUUCUGCACGACGCCGCAAAGUGGAGCGGUCAUCCCCACUCUUCCACCGAAGGGCCCCCACUUCGAGCUCCUCUACUCCACCCCAGCCUACCAGCCGCCGCUACAGGCCAGGGAGCCCACGGGCCGAGACUCCUACUACAGCAGCUCGCCCACGCCCUUGCAGGCACCGACCCAAACAUCCACGGGCGUCAUCUCCCUCACGCCCAACAUAAACAAUGAGACAGUGCAGCAUUUUCAGUGAACGCCAAGGACGCACCCGACGACCCCACAAUCGGAAACAAUCAUAAGGAAUCCAAUCCUGCUGAGGAGUUCCACGGGAGCAUCACUGGCCAUCGCCUUGAGGAUAUUCUGCAUUUAACUAAUAUUUAAGCGG